GCCGGAGUCGGAGCUGGAGCUGCUGCUACUGCUGCUUCUGUCGCUGCUACUGCCGCUGCCGCCGCCGCUGCUGCCGCUGCUGCCUCCGCGGACGCCGCAGGCGGCCGGGCUCGCCCGGGAACUCGCUACACUUUUGGAACAUUGAUACAUUGUCCCGCGCGCGGCGCGCGCUCAUUGGCCGCCGGACCGGGCCGGGCCACGCGCUGUGCCGAUUUGCCCCGCUCGGAGCGUUCGGGAGGGAGCCCGGGCAGCCCCGCAACCCGGCUCCCAAGGGCGGCCCCGGCCCCGGCUCCGGCCCGGCCCACGCCCUCCUUGCCGUGCGGGCCGCUCCAGGCGGGCGAUGGCCCUGCGGCCUCUCGGGAGUCCUUGUGGCCCGGGGCAGCGGCGGCGGCGGCGGCUGCUGCGGGGCGCCUGAGAGCGGCGGCGGCGGCAGCGGGUGGAUGGGCCCCGGGAGUCCGGCACCAUGGAGGGGGUGCUCUACAAGUGGACCAACUACCUGAGCGGCUGGCAACCUCGGUGGUUUCUUCUAUGUGGAGGGAUAUUAUCAUAUUAUGACUCCCCUGAAGACGCAUGGAAGGGCUGCAAAGGAAGCAUCCAAAUGGCUGUCUGUGAAAUUCAAGUUCAUUCCGCAGAUAACACCCGGAUGGACCUGAUCAUCCCUGGGGAGCAGUACUUCUACCUGAAGGCCAGAAAUGUGGCUGAGAGACAGAGGUGGCUGGUGGCCCUGGGAUCAGCCAAGGCUUGCCUGACGGACAGCAGGGCCCAGAAGGAGAAAGAGUUCACCGAGAACACGGAGACCUUGAAGACUAAGAUGUCUGAGCUCAGACUGUACUGUGACCUCCUCGUUCAGCAAGUGAACAGAACAAAAGAAGCCACGGCGGUGGCUGGCGUGGGGGAUGCAAAGGAGGGCAUUGACGUGGGCACUCUGCUGAAGUCGACUUGCAACACCUUUCUGAAGACGCUGGAGGAGUGCAUGCAGAUCGCCAAUGCGGCUUUCACCUCGGAGCUGCUGUACUGGACGCCCCCGGGCUCCCCCCAGCUGGCUGUGCUCAAGCCCAGCAAGACUAAACUUGCCAUCACAGCGACCCACAGCGCCCUGGAAAGGCAGAUAGAACUGAACAGCUGUGAGAAUGGAUCCUUAAAUACAGAAAUAAGUGAUUCUGAAGAAAUCCUAAUUAAACAUGAGAGCCCCUUAUAUAUGAAACCCACAGAGAAGGGGAAGACCUUGUUGACUAAAGAAAAUGGAGAAGAUCAUUUAAUAGUCCAAAGUGAUGAAAUCAAGGAUGAUGGUGAAAGAGAUACAGAAACACCUCAUGUGAAUGACUUGGAGCCCCCACAGGAGCAUCCCACGGGAAUGAAUCCUGUAAGUGAAUCUCUUGGAGCACAACUGGAAGAGGAAAAGGAAGAGGUGCAGACUUUCUUCAGUGCCAUGAACACAAGUUUUAGCGACAUUGAGCUCCUGGAAGACAGCGGCAUCCCCACUGAGGCGUUCUUGGAGUCGUGCUACGCCAUUGUUCCGGUUUUGGACAAACUUGGCCCGACAGUCUUUGCUCCUGUUAAAAUGGACCUUGUUGGAAAUAUUAAGAAAGUUAAUCAGAAGUACAUCACCAACAAGGAAGAGUUUACCACCCUCCAAAAGAUUGUGUUGCAGGAAGUGAGUGUGAACGUGGCCCAGGUCAGGAACUCGGCCACGGAGGCCCUCUUGUGGCUAAAGAGGGGACUGAAGUUUUUGAAGGGUUUCCUGACAGAAGUGAAGAAUGGAGAAAAGGAUAUCCAGACAGCCCUGAACAAUGCCUACGGCAAGACGUUGCGGCAGCACCACGGCUGGGUGGUUCGAGGCGUCUUUGCACUUGCGCUAAGGGCGGCCCCAUCUUAUGAAGACUUCGUGGCAGCACUGACCAUUAGGGAAGGGGACCAUCACAAAGAGGCAUUUAGCCUCGGCAUGCAGAGGGACCUGAACCUUUACCUGCCAGCCAUGGAGAAGCAGCUGGACAUCCUGGACAGCCUGUAUGAAGCCCACGGGCUGGAAUCUGAUGAAGUGGUGUGACCGCUGUGGGCCGCUGCCUCCUUAACUUCAGGGAAUGAAGCUGGAUCCUGGGCUUCCCAAGGCUUGUUUCUGUCGGCCUCCCUCCCGCUGCCUCCAUCUUCCAACCCCUCUGCCCCGGGACAGUGGGGGGGGGGGCAGGGGGAGUCCCCCCCUUCUGUGUCAAAGCUCCCUGUCCCAUCCCUCGUGUCUGUGUGUGUAAGGACCAAGGUGCUAUGUCCCAGUUCUGAGGGCCCGCCGGGUGCCAGAUAGUCCAAUGGCCCUGACGUGUGUUCUGACUGACCCAGACAUGCUCAGCCCUCGGUGUCCCUCUCUGAGGCCAACAUGGGUGUGAGUUCUUUGACGAGGCUCAGCGUCUACACGGGCCCUUUGGCUUCUCCCAGACUGUUCGGCUGACAGUGCUUUGAAGAUUGGAAACAGACGCUCGCAGAGGCGCCAUCCCCCUUCAUUUGUUUCUCUUCUUUUACCUUCUCUCCUGAGCAUUCUCCUUGUGUCUGGUGGCCGAGACCCCAGGGAGGCAGCCCCUUCCUUUCAAGAGCACCAGACACGGUCCUGUCUGAGGGGAGAUCAGGAAGAAAUGUGAGUGACCACAGUGGUCAUCACAGCCUGCCUUCAUGUAGCGCUCUCCCACGGCAGAGGUCUUCACCAGCAUUCCCCUCUGGAGUAAUGUAGGUGCCACGUCCACUUACAGCAGGAGAAACUGAGGCACGUGGAGGCGACGCUUGGAAUGCAGCUUGGCGGAAGGACGGCCGACCCCCGGCUUGCCAGGCCAGGCCUCCUUAAAAAAGGGAAGCCUGCUCUUUCUAUCCAGUGCUAAGGAGAGAGUUGGCCUGGGAGCCCCUCUCAUUGGGCAGCCCAACCCUGCCACAGUAGAAGUCCAUCUUCAUGUGUCAUGGUCAGUCACACUCGGCAGGCAUCCAUCCAGAAGAACCAGUGUGUCUGCCUCUGUGUCUCAUGCCUGGGUUUAAAGUAAGGACCUGAGAAGGGCAAGGUUUGCUGGGCAUCCUGCAUGGAGACCUCUCUUCAUGAAGUGAGUCCGCCGAGGCCUUCUCUCCCUCAAAGGCUGAUUACUGAACCACAAAGGCAGCUUGGGGACAACGUCCUCAGCUACCAGGACCAACCUCCCUGGAGGGAAACACGAGCCUCCCCUGAGACUCACCUUUUCUCCCAAAGCUUCCUGCAAAAGGCUCUCAUCCCCUAGUGGUGAGGAGGGCGGGUGGGGUUUUCUAAACAAACCAGCGAGCAUUUAGUUGAAAAGAACUCGGGCCCUGUUCUAUGUGCAAACAAGAGUUCCUGGUAUAAGCACGAAGAUGCUGAAGAGACCCCACAGGCUUUUAUUGGGUAGCAGAGUCAACAGCAGUAAAACGCUCAUUGUUUUGUGUCGGAGCGAUCUAGUUCAGCAGCUGCAGACCCAGAGAGCAGUCUUGCCUGCACAUCCUUCCUGCUGGAAAGCAAACAGGCCAGAAGGCCCAGCGAGGGAGAGAGGGACCGAGGCGAGAAUUUGGGCUUCUCCUCUGGGCUUUCCACACUCAGGGGAAUCUCAGAUCUCAGCUUCUCCUUUUCUGAAUAUGGAAACUCGUUUUGUGCCAUUGGGAAGGAGCCUGUCCAUUCACACUUUGCUGGUGCCUGGGGACUCAGAGCCCAGAUUGGUGCAUGGUCAGCAGCUCGGGCACAGGUGGCUCAUCCAGGGCAGGGCUGUUUGGACACCUCGUGCGUGCUGCCUUCGCACACCUCACUCCGUUUUCUGUCCAAGUAGAGGGGGCUUUAUGUGAGCACUGAAGACCGUGAAUCGAGUCUGGGGGGAUAUGCGUGUAUAUUCAUGAGUGUGUGCACACCCCCAUGGAGGCAGCCUGGUGUGGUAGGAGUGCAGAGAACUGGCUUCAGGCCCUGAGUCUGCCACUCACUAGCUGUGUGCCCCUGAGCAGGUCACUCCACCUCCGAGUAUCUCAGUUUCCCCAUAUGUAAAAGAAGGUUGAGCUAAAUCAUCUUUAAGUCUUUUCUAACCCCAAACCUGUGAUCUGUUUUCCUCACCAGCAUGAAGGAGGGUUGACAGAGGCUCAGGACUUCCUGGAUGAAAAUUAGAAACAUCCAGAGCUCUGUCCAACUUUAGCUGAAGAAAGGCCUGGCUCUCUUCUGUCUUUAAAAAAAAAAAAACAAUAAAAGAAUCUCUAAAGCUUCAUUAUAAAAUUCUCCAUUUCAGUUGUGGCAGAACUGACUUUCUCUAAUGGUUCAUAGCGACCCCCUUAGAGGGAGACCAUGAGAGAAGUCAGGAGCAGAAGAGAGGAACCAACUAUGCUGCUUCUCCCUCCUCAUUGCACAAGACUUGCUGGACCUCUGACCGAGCCUCAGCUUCCCAGACUGCCUUUCCCCAGUUUACGGGACUGAUAGGUCUCAGUACGUUGUGCGAUUCAUUUUUUCACAAACAUACGAGAGCUUAUACAUUCAGGUUAGUAUAGUCGUCGUCUUGGACUUGGCUUCAGUUUUCUCGUUUCAAGCGUCAGUUUGAGAGUAGUGGCCAAAGACCAUCCUUCCACCAUCUUGACAAUCAUGGGACCUGGCUCUCCAGAGCCACCAUUUGGGGCAGUGAUACCAUGUUUCAUCAGAACUACUCUUCCUCAAAUGACUUCAAGGACUAUUCAAAGUCUUUAGCAUCCGCAUCCAAUCCUUACAUCCUCAGUAGUCCUUGAAAGGUGGACUUUAUUAUUGAACACAGCCAGAAGUCACUCAGAGGUACAUCUGGUAUAUAAGAGAUCCCUGGGUAAUACCAUUGGUAAUAAGAUUCAAGGGAGAUGAGAGAAUUAAAACUCACUUUCUCGCGUGGCUUGCUGGCUCUCUCCCAAGGGAUUUCCAAAACUCAAAGGAACCACUUGAGGCCUCCCCUGGUCCAUAGAUGUGACUCUGAAGGGUACACAUAUAACAGAAUCCUGUAAACGUGGUCUCGUCCCUAAAAAGGGCGGGGGGGGGGGCUCUUGGAAAGGUUAGCUUUUGCUCCUAUGAAUGGCAUGCGUUAACCAAAGAGGGUGUUUUCAACUAUCAGUGUUUAAUGCAGAGUCUUCAGCAGUGAAGGGGAAAAAACAAUCACUUAGAACCAAGGAUAAGGAAGGGCAAUGUUCCCUUGUUGAGGUUUACCCUGUUAAUGGAUGUGAAAAGCAGCUUUGGUCAGAGCUUGCUGGUGAUGAGAACUUUAGACCAGUACCAGAUGUCAGGGAGAUGUCUCUUCAAGAGGAGGACAGGUUUUUACAGGAUCACAAGUGGCUGAGGGAAUUGCCUAAAGCAUUUUGUCACACUAGAAAUGUGCAUGUACCUUAUUGUGGCUCCCACCACCGGGGGCUCGUGGAGAGAAGUUGGCAGCUGGGAUGAGCAUGGGCUCUCUCCUAAGCAACAGAGCUUAGGUAGAGCAUCAUCGCACAGGUCGGUUAAGUGGAUUUCAGUGUCUUUCUGAAAGAGAUCAAAAGCUGUCCCUUUAAAUAGUACUCAUUUAAAGCCACUUGGAGUGGUUGGAGGUUUUCUCCCCAGUGUUAGUCUGUAUUUUUAAAAGGAAUUAAACCAAGCGCGAGCUGGAAGGAAACUUGGAGUUGUUCUUGUCCAGCUUCCUAGUUUUACAAAUAAGGAGACUAAGAUCCAUUAUUGAUUUCAUUGCUAUUCAACAUUUAGAUUUUUUUAGAGAUUUAGAAUUGGUUGUAGUUAACCAUCUACCCCUUCGCGGUCUGGCUCAAACCUGUGGAGUGUUCUUAAUUUUUCUCAGUGCAUCCAUUAAAAUUUAUAGGAUUACCAAGAAAGCCAGUUAUAGAGAAAUCUGGUUAUCUAGGUGUUAAAAAGCAAGUUCAUGCCCCCAGGUUAAGAACCUUGCCAUAGAUAGGCAAGAUGUGCCCUCAGCCUGCAGCCAGCCUGCCCUUGUAUUGUCUCUGUGCUGGGCACUGUUGAGAAAUGAGCUCCGUCUCUGGACUGUCCCUCUGUAAUCUGCUUAUUGCUUACUCAGGGUUUUUACUAUUGGUAUUCUAAAUGCAUAUCUGCCCUAAUCUAGCCACUUAAUGGCAUUUUAAGGUUUACUCCAGUCUCCUGGCGCCCUUCACUAGUCCAUCAGCAUUUUCUUCUUCCAGGGUGCUGAUUUCCAUCCUCUCAGAUAUUCAGCCUGCUGUGCCUGCAUCUCCUGUCCAUCUGCAUGUUUUAAUGGGGACCUAUUAAGACACUUGAGCGCAUGUCUGAAUGAGCAUUUUAUACACCAAUCUGCUACACUUUGAAACACGCAUUGAUUCAUUCCUCCAUGCUGCUUUUCUCAUCUGGCCCCUGGGUUUGGAAAGAAGCAGGUGCCUCUGACAUGGAAAAGUCACGUUUCAAAGGGAGGCAGUUGCCUUUCUCUUUGACGCCAUCCUUUACCUGAAGGGAGAGAAGUCUGAGUUGGAGCUAUAGGAAAAUGCCAGGGGAUCGAGCGGGAGACUCUUCCCUCCCUAUUCUAAGCACAUUUCAUGCUUCUACAAACUUGGUUCAGUAUUUGUUCCACUUUUCUAAUGACGACAGAGUCUACCAUGCACACAAUCUCCAGGUAGACUUCUGUGUAGACACGUUUUGACUCAUGUCUCCGGGGGGUGAUGAGGCAUAAAAUGGUGUCAUAGUGACUUCUUGGCAUCUAGAAAGCUGAUGUGCCAAUUUCCAGGCCAGUUUGAUGCAUGUUUCCUGUAGCCCACACGGGCAUUUCAGUAGGAUGUCAUCAGACAGCCCAUCUACCUCAUUUUGAAAUUGGCCAGGGACAAUCAGUAUCUGUCGGGAGAUAUAUUGCUAAAGUAAAUGUAAACAGACAAAUGGGUGGAGUGGUAUAUAUAUAUAUAUAUAUGGGAAGGCUAUGGGAAGGCCAGGGUGGGGCUUGGUAGAGUAUAUGCCAAAGGCUAAAGUGUACAUAGUGAUAUUUCCCUGCAUUUUUUUUAAAGUAAAUGUUCAGCUUCAUGUCUCGUAUUUCUCUCUUCCGCUUCUGCGGUUUCAUAGUUGAACUUUUUAGCAUCCCAGGCAGUCUCCCAUUUGGAGACGGUCCUGCCUUUCAGAAUGUCAACUAGAACAAUGUCACAUAAAGUCGUUGGUUGGCUUCUCUCCAUUCUCUCUUUUCCUGAACUUUGCCUAGAACAUAAAGUUUUGGAAUAUUCUGUGUUUGACCAAAUCAAAGCUGAUCAUUGUUUUGUUGUUGUGGCUCUGAGCAAGUUCAUCCUGUAUAUCAGUUGAAACAAGACAGGGGUG
Molecule: messenger RNA, 7270 nt
Organism: Dromiciops gliroides (monito del monte)
Lineage: Eukaryota; Metazoa; Chordata; Mammalia; Microbiotheria; Microbiotheriidae
Gene: PLEKHA8
Product: pleckstrin homology domain containing A8
Exons: 14
Coding region: 464-2047 (527 amino acids)
Biological process (GO): ceramide transport; intermembrane lipid transfer
Cellular component (GO): membrane; cytosol; cytoplasm
Molecular function (GO): ceramide 1-phosphate binding; ceramide 1-phosphate transfer activity
Source: RefSeq, a predicted model, not a curated record